CGUCACUUCCGGAUCGUAAAACUAUGCAGCGACUUCGGUGUAUCACCUACGGUGUUGGUGUUCGUAUCCAGCAAGGUGCCUCUGUGCCUGGCAAUGAAGAUGUAAAGUGAUAUGCGAGGAAACGCCCCUCUCCCAGCCCGCCUUUGCUAGAAGACAUUCGGAUAAAUCUGGAACGGGGCGGGCGGACUGAAAACGAGUAAAGAAUGAGUCGUAGUAAUCACCGGAGAGCUGACAGAGUUGGAGAUGGUUUUCUUCUACCCAUCCCAAGUCCAUCAGGAAUUUCAGGUUUCUACAGCCAAGAAGCCAUUAAUGAGCAUGUUGAACAAUAUAAAGAAAACACCAUGUCAUUUCUUAUCAGAAAACUAGUACGAGAUAACCCAGAUAAACUUCCUCUUUCUCCUGAUGAAAAAUAUUCACAGUCAAUAUUUUUAGGACUGGAAUCUGCUGAAGAGAAGAAUGACUACGACAAAGAUUCCUUCUUUGACGGUAGUGAUGACUCCUGCUGUGAGAAUGAUGAUAAUGAUGAAAGUGGCUGGAUUCAGGCUAUGUAUCAGUUUCAGAAAUAUGGUUCAAAUGUCAAAUAUGAAGGAAGUGAUCCACUUGGUAGCGAAAUUCAUUUUGACGUAGCGCAUGAAUUGCACACAUAUACUGAUGAGGAAAGUUUAUCAGAAAUUAAUUCAGAUUCUGAAGAAGAGGAGACGAUUAAGAGUAGUAAACAUGAUAUUAGUGUUUUAUCUGAGAAGGAACCACCUUCUACUUCCAAAAGGAAAAGCCCAGAGGGGCAAGAAAGUCAUGACGGAAGUGAAAGAAUCUAUAAUGGAAUUCAUGCAAGAGACAGCAAAGAAUCUGAGGACUGCUGA
Protopterus annectens (West African lungfish) is the source of this 860-nucleotide messenger RNA. RefSeq lists its product as uncharacterized. The transcript is spliced from 6 exons. Lineage: Eukaryota; Metazoa; Chordata; Ceratodontiformes; Protopteridae. The record is from RefSeq and is a predicted model, not a curated record. The coding region runs from base 204 to 860 and encodes 218 amino acids.